ACGCGUGGAAGAUGGCGGCCACCACGGUGCAGCAUGUCGUAGCCGACGCGGGGGCUUUUCUAAAACACGCCGCUCUUCAUGAAAUCGGGACGAAUAUCUACACACUAAAAGAUGUCGUCAACGAAAUUCGGGACAAACAGACGAAGAAGAGCUUGGCGUUUUUACCCUACAAACUCAACUUCAAGGAGCCGUUUCCAGAACACGUCCGGUUCGUGACUGAGUUUGCGAAAAAGACGGGAGAUUAUCCCAGCCUUUCAGCUACAGACAUUAAGGUCGUGGCUUUGACCUAUCAACUGGAGCUGGAGACCAGUGGAGCUGCUCACUUGAAGAAGGAACCAGCAGUGAAGGUAGAAGUCCGCAGCACGCAGAGACACCCAGAGGCUCCAGUUAAUAUCGCUGGAUUCCACCUUCCUCCUAAGAAAUCCUUGGCCGCCUCAGCGAAUGACGUUCAUCAGCCUGCAGCGUCACGUGAUCAUCAGGCUUCUGAGAGCUCCGAGUUUAACAGCUUCCAGUUCUGGAGAGACCCCGUACCCCGGAUCGACGAUGACUUGCUCAAGCUGCUGGAAUCCUCAGGCAGUGACGUUCACGCUGAUGCCGUGUCACGUGAACCUCAGACUGCUGAAGUCUCGGAGUUUAACAGCUUCCAGUUUUGGAGAGAUCCCGUACAGAGCAUCGAUGAGGAGUUACUAAACCUGGUGGACGUCACUGAGAAAGUGCAGCAAGUGGAUCUGACGUGUCCGUGCAAGGAAAACGGUGACCACGGAGACGGAGUGGAAGACGAGGACGAAGAAGAGGACGACGACGACGGAGGCGGUUGGAUCACUCCCAGUAACAUAAAGCAGAUCCAGAUGGACGCCGGUGAAUGCUGUCCGUCGGAGGACGUCACCGUGGGCUGCGUGACCACCGACUUUGCGAUGCAGAACGUGCUCAUUCAGAUCGGCCUGAACGUGCUGUCGGUCAACGGCAUGCUCAUCAAACACACCAGAAACUACGUCCUCCGCUGCCACGCCUGCUUCAAGACUACUACAAACAUGAACAAAUCCUUCUGUCCACACUGCGGCAAUGACACGCUGAAGAAGGUGGCGGUGACGCUGAGUGAAGACGGCAACAUGCAGAUGCACUUCUCCAGAAACCCCAAAGUGCUCAAUCCUAAAGGAAAGAGGUAUGCCAUUCCUCUCCCACAAGGUGGCAAACACUCGAGCAACCCACACCUGGUGGAUGAUCAGCGUUUCCCUCAGCAGCGACUCUCUCGUAAGGCGCGGGCGAAGACGGACGUGUUCGACCCGGACUACCUGGCCGGCAACUCUCCGUUCUCCGAGCACGACAUUUACAGCCGGGCGGCGGGUUUACACCUGCGGGACGCUCAGUGCGGAGGAGGAAGACGACGCACCAACCCGAACGCCUCCCGCAAGAAAUUCGUGAAGCGGAAGUGAAUCGAGAGGCAGCGACAUGACUGACUGACUGACUAAGAAAAAAAAAACAAAUAAACCAUUACUAUGAAAAGGUGGAAACAAGUUGAAUACAACAGGAUUAGGUUUGCACAGAUACUGAUAUCGGUUACACACCAACAUAUUAUCGUAUGUGAUACAUCAGGGUUACAUCACAACUUAAUAUCAAGCUGUCCGAGCGUCACAUGGUGUUUAAUCAGUGUCUUUAUAAUCGUGUAAGAGGCGCAACACUGACAAAGUUAAACGCUUCUGUACUGAGAGUGGGGAGAAACAUCUGUCUUAUACGAGCGCAGUCCUCACUCCUCGCUUAAAAGAUGCUGUUUAAACACCAGAACAUCUGGGGGUAAAGGUACUAGGAUUAAAGAAGGUAUAAACACAGCUGCAUCAGAGCUCAAGUAACGAGUCCAAUAAAACCCUUGAUUGUUUAAUAUUAAGAUUUCAGUAUUGCAAAAAAAUUAAACAUUUUUAGAGAUUAAGAAGGUAUUCUGAAAGUCUGUAUUUUUCCUGUUGUGUGUGUAUUAAAUUUAAUAAAAUGUGCUAUUUAAAAAUUUC
Clarias gariepinus (North African catfish) is the source of this 2000-nucleotide messenger RNA. RefSeq names its product NIN1 (RPN12) binding protein 1 homolog (gene nob1). The transcript is spliced from 10 exons. Gene Ontology annotation, cellular component: preribosome, small subunit precursor. Bases 12 to 1433 code for a protein of 473 amino acids. Gene Ontology annotation, molecular function: RNA endonuclease activity. Lineage: Eukaryota; Metazoa; Chordata; Actinopteri; Siluriformes; Clariidae. The record is from RefSeq and is a predicted model, not a curated record. Gene Ontology annotation, biological process: ribosomal small subunit biogenesis; maturation of SSU-rRNA.